AUGCACCAUCUAGCCACUCUGCUUCCGGAAUCAUUCACCAUGGACUGCCCAGCCACCACCGAAGGUGACUAUAUCGGCUCCCAUGUGACAGGGUUCCCCUUUGACGACGAUGACUGCCAGCGAGUCGGAGCGCUCGCCUCUAUACCUGUCACCAACGGCGUGCGGUACCAUGCGCAACAGCCUGCGAUGCAGGACUUACAGUAA
Penicillium atrosanguineum is the source of this 204-nucleotide messenger RNA. RefSeq lists its product as uncharacterized. The record is from RefSeq and is a predicted model, not a curated record. NCBI's taxonomy places the organism in Eukaryota, Fungi, Ascomycota, Eurotiomycetes, Eurotiales, Aspergillaceae. Bases 1 to 204 code for a protein of 67 amino acids. The transcript has a single exon.